This is a messenger RNA of Fusarium keratoplasticum, 720 nucleotides long. RefSeq lists its product as uncharacterized. Lineage: Eukaryota; Fungi; Ascomycota; Sordariomycetes; Hypocreales; Nectriaceae. Bases 1 to 720 code for a protein of 239 amino acids. The transcript is spliced from 5 exons. The record is from RefSeq and is a predicted model, not a curated record.
AUGAAGACCACCACCUUCGCUGUCGCCCUCCUGGGCCUCUUCCCCGCCGUCAUGGCCGCUGAGUCUCUGGCUCCUUCCCCUACCGAGUCCGUCGGUUGCGAGCCUCAUGGCGACCACUGGCACUGCGAGGCCGCCCGCACCACUCUCGCUACCGCCAAGGCUCCCGCUACCACCGACGAGGAGGAUCACGAUGAUCAUGACCACGAGGCCGGUGAGAGCGAGGCCCUUGCUCCCUCUCCCACCGAGUCCGUCGGCUGUGAGCCCCACGGUGACCACUGGCACUGCGAGGCUGCCCGCACCUCCGUCGCCGAGGUCGACGCCAAGACCACUACUUUCGACCACGCCGCCGGUGCUACCGAGUCUCUGGCCCCCUCUCCCACCGAGUCUGUCGGUUGUGAGCCCCAUGGUGACCACUGGCACUGCGAGGCUGCUCGCACCUCUGGUGGUGCUGCCGCCGACGCUGCGACUUCCGAGUCCGUCGCUGCUGCUACCACCGAGGAGCACGACCACUCCGCUGGAGCUACCGAGUCUCUGGCCCCCUCUCCCACCGAGUCCGUCGGCUGCGAGCCCCAUGGCGACCACUGGCACUGCGAGGGUCCCGCCACCGGCGCUGCCUCUGGUACUCCCACCUCUUCCCCCGAGGUCACCGUCACCAACGCCGCCGGCAUCCAGAUGGUCCCCGUCGUCGGCCUUUUCGCCGCGGCUGUUCUGGCCCUGUAA